GGGACUCAAGGUGAGACUCCCCUCCAAAAUCCCCACUGGUUUUGCGUGUAAGGAAUGAAUGUUGGGAAUCUGAAGUCUCUGGGGAGCAGGAAUGUGUAGAAUGAAUUCAAUAGUUCUACUACAUUCUAAUUUUGAUGGAUGGAAAGAUUGGUUGAAACUGCUAGCUCUUGGGCUGAAACUGUUGGCACUACAUGGAAUUUACAGCUGAGGGUUGCGUCGUCGUUGGAGCGGGUGGCGCCAAGAUGGCAGCCGCGGACGUUUUCAUGGCCUAUGCUUCUCGCGACGUCUUCAUGGCGCGGCUCAGGCUUGCGAUUAAACUGGGGCCAAUGUAUUGGGUGUACGAACUCGGCAAGUGGGUGUACAAGCUGAUGGGAUACCCAGUGGAUGUGGGGGGCGCCUGGUACUGGGAUCGAGUCAUACGAAAUGUUCUCGAGCAGGACGAUGGUACCUGUUCGAUCUGCGGCACCCUGGUCUGCCUGGAGGCCCGUCACCGAUUGGAUUUUGAGAGGCGACACGGAUUCAAAACUUUUCCUUACAGCAUCUCAGCCCAAACGGCGCAAGACUUGAAGAAUCUCUGCGUGGAGCGCCGCGUGUGGACCCCUAGAUGUGGUGCGAAUAAGGAGAGAGUAUUGCAGGUGAUCCAGCAGGCUGGAGGGUCUGCAGUGCCUGGCGUGCCUGGUUGGAAGCCCUGCAGACUCCAGGUGAAGAGGUGGAAGGUCCACAAGAACACUGGCCGGCACCCAAUUUCAGAGGACAAAAUAGCAAAAUUGAUCCGCACGGAGGGGCCACUUUUGGGAGGAAUUAUUGUGGAUGAUGACUACAAUGCUCCAGGGCCGGAGGAUCGGGUGUAUCGAGGAAUCCCAAGAGGAUAUAGAGGUGGAGGUCGUCACUGUGUGGUAUGUGCAGGAUACCGCUUCUGGCCCAAGCCGACUGCCCAGCCUCACCAGGGGCGCCGGCGGCACCAGCCCCGGCACGACAGGUCCGACACCCGCCCGCACGACCAGACCGAGACCCACGAGCUCCACGUUUUGGUGGUUGAUAACCAAGUCGGCGUAGCAGAGAGCUGGAUUCUGGGCAAGGCCUUCUCUAACUUCGUCGAGGUUCACGUGGAGCCACUGGACGCGACGGAGCUCCGGGCAAAGUUUAAUUUCCUGUACCAAAGACUUACUGCAAGAUUAACUAUAGCAUUGCUGCUCAGACAGUCCUACGCCGACUGCAUCUGCUGCCUCCUCAAACGCUACAACGCCAACAGCCCGGGCGCCGAGUAUCCCACGGAGUCCGCUACAGAGGUGAAGGCCGCCUGUGUUAUGAAUAGUUACCGUUAG
Lolium rigidum is the source of this 1325-nucleotide messenger RNA. RefSeq lists its product as uncharacterized. The record is from RefSeq and is a predicted model, not a curated record. NCBI's taxonomy places the organism in Eukaryota, Viridiplantae, Streptophyta, Magnoliopsida, Poales, Poaceae. Bases 192 to 1325 code for a protein of 377 amino acids. The transcript has 6 exons.